Helianthus annuus (common sunflower) is the source of this 2452-nucleotide messenger RNA. RefSeq lists its product as uncharacterized. The transcript has 9 exons. The record is from RefSeq and is a predicted model, not a curated record. The coding region runs from base 174 to 1844 and encodes 556 amino acids. Lineage: Eukaryota; Viridiplantae; Streptophyta; Magnoliopsida; Asterales; Asteraceae.
UUGGUGGUAUGAAUAUGGACUCUUCCUUGAUAAAUCUAGACCACGUAACAAUAAACAAUUAAUCUAGCAGAACCCUAAAAACAAUUAAAAAUCUUCAAGAUCCGGGUCAAUUUCUGAUGGGUUUCCUAAUAAUCUUAAGUUUAUGAAAAUAAAAAAAGAUACAGAAAUCUUUAAUGAAUCUUCCAAGAAGGAUUUUGGUGCUUCUAUGGAACUUCAUCUGUUUCUUACCUCUGUUCAUUGGUCUUCUUAUCUUUGGUGUGCUUAAAGGUUUGAUUAUUGGCCCAAUAGUUUUUGUUAUUCUGACUGUUGGGAAUUCUGCUAUUGUUUUGGGGCUCUGGCCUGCACAUGCUGUCUGGGCUUAUUUCUGCUUAUUCAGUACUAAACAACUCUGGGUAGUGACGAAACUGUUGUUGUUUAUAUUGGUUACACCACCGCUCGCUGUUUGGCCUGUUUUUGCUGUUUUGGUUAGCAUUGCUGGUAGCAUUCUUUAUGGCCUUAUUGGACCGCUUUUCGGUACUCUUAAAGCUGUUGGUGAAGGAAGAACCAAUAAGUUUCUCCAUUGUUUCACUGAUGGGACUUGGGAUACAAUCAAGGGGAGUUUAAUAUUUGUUAGGGACUUGAAGGAUGUAUGUUUAUAUUCAUACUUCUCGGUGACGAAUGAUCUCCGGAAACAAGAACCUCCCCCAGAGGGUAAAAUUGAAAUUAGGGCGCUUUAUGUUCUUAUGGCGCUCUUUGUUGGGUUGAUAGGGUUUGCGUUUGACUUUCCAAUGAUGACAGUUAUUGCAGCCCUUAAAAUCCCGUAUAUGUUGCUACGAGGGUGGCAGCGUUUGUUUCAAGAUUGUAUAGGCCGAGAAGGCCCGUUUUUGGAAAGUAUUUGUGUGCCAUUUGCAGGCCUUGCGAUCUUAUUGUGGCCUUUUGUUGUUGUUGGAGCUAUGUUGGCGUCCAUGUUGGCUGGCAUUAUUCUUGGUUUUUAUGCCGGUGUUGUUGCCUAUCAGGAGUCAUCUGUCUAUCUGGGUCUUUGCUAUAUGGUAGCUAUAUUGUCGAUCUUUGAUGAAUACGGCAAUGAUGUUUUGGACAUGCCUGAAGGAUCUUGCAUUCCCAGACCUAGGUACCGUAGAAAUGCGGGCUUGCAAUCCAGUUCAUCAACACCUUCAGUCUCAAGACCACCUUCCUUCAAAAACCCACUCUCUCGGUCUAGUUCUUUCACCACUCCCAUGAUCGAGUUGAAACCACUGGUGUUUCUUAAUAGCUUAUUUGAAGAAUGUCGUCGACAAGGUGAAUAUAUGGUUUUAGAAGGAUUUAUAAGUGUUAAAGAGAUCGAUGAUGCAAAAUCCGGGAAGGCUGCUGGAAGAGUGAUUAGUAUCGGCCUCCCAGCUUAUUGUCUUUUCCAAACACUUUUACGGUCUGCAAAAGCAGAUAGUGCCGGUAUUUUACUAGAGGAUAACGUGACGGAGCUAAAUACUGCAAACAGGCCAAAAGAUAUGUUCUAUGACUGGUUCUUGAAUCCUCUUUUGGUCAUGAAAGACCAGAUUAAAGUUCAAAAUCUUACUGAUUUAGAAGCAGAAUACUUGGGCAAACUAGUGCUAUUGGGUGGUGAUGUUGAAAAGCUGAGAAAUUCGAAUAUUGGCCCGCCACCAGAAUCUGAGCGUAGAAGGGCUGAGUUUGACGCAUUGGCCCGGAGACUGCAAGGGAUCACAAAGUCAAUAUCCAGGUAUCCGACAUACAGAAGGCGUUUUGAGAAUAGCAUGAAGGCUAUAUCAGAAGAACUUGAUCGGAGGAACACCAGCGGGCAUCAGUUGUUAUCAGGACCAGGACCAGAGAGCACGUUAUUUUCGAAUGUUUAGCAACCAGAGAUCUUCUAAAAAAAAACUUAUCGAUUUUUUACUAAAAAUAACAUAAAACAUCUCAAACACAUGCGACAAGUGUCAUUUGAAAAUUUAAUAUAUCAGAGUUGAGAAAUUCAUCACAUAUCACUUGAGGCGGAAGCGUAAAAUAAUAUCUCUAACACACGUUUAGAUAAAACUAACAAAGAAGAUUUAUGUUCUAUUUUUUGAAGCCGAUGAUCAUGCACUUCCGGUGACCCAGAUUUGGGCCGCUCGGUUCUUAUGCUUACUAGUUUUUUAUUUGGGUCAAACAAUAUGUCGUUUAUGUUUUAUUUGUUUGUUUCGUAUUUGUGCCGGAGGCUACAUAGUUAUUGGGUCAAAUACUUUAGUUUAGAGUCCAUUAGGUUGUUAAUGUUUGGGCUUGUUUUGAAACGACGUGAGUGUGCGAAGGCAUAUAACCGUCACACGGUUAUUAUGGGGAUCGACACAUCCCUCUGCUGCAAUCGACACAUCCCUUCAAACACAACGUUUCAUCAACUAUUUAUAGGGUUUCAAACCUAAUUCAAUGUAUGCAAGUUUCGUUUGAUAAACAAGUUGCAAGUUCAAGUUAUUCAAGUUCCUGUUUUCAA